This is a messenger RNA of Myxozyma melibiosi, 2117 nucleotides long. RefSeq lists its product as uncharacterized. The coding region runs from base 1 to 1809 and encodes 602 amino acids. NCBI's taxonomy places the organism in Eukaryota, Fungi, Ascomycota, Lipomycetes, Lipomycetales, Lipomycetaceae. The record is from RefSeq and is a predicted model, not a curated record. The transcript is spliced from 3 exons.
AUGAGAUUCAGAUUCAAGCUUACCCCCACCAUCCUCAACCUUUCCUUCUCCACCGAUCCCCAGGACGUCGCUGGCUCUGCGCAUUUCAACGUUCUGCAAACUCCUCAACGCAUGGAGCCUCAGUUCAUGUACGACAGCGACGUCUCCUCCUCCUUUUCCUCCUCUACAGUCCCCAACGCUGAGGUCGACUCGGAUUACAACGACAGCACCUACGCUGGCUACGACUUUCCUGCGUCAUCUCUUGAGGUACUCACCGACGACAGUAUCUCCGAGGAAACCACCGGUUAUCCUGACGCGUCCGAGUUCACUACCAGCAACGUAUACCGUGCUAGCUACGAUAGCACUGACGUUGGUCAUUCCGACGAUCUUAAGACGAUCAACUCUGACCAGUCGAUUGCUCAGGGCGGAGAGCAUUCUACCGACGAGAACGGCGACACUGCAGGGUUGAGCCCGCGACGCUCGCUACUGCCACGCCGCACUCCGCCGAUAUUACCGGGUCAGACAGCCGUCCCCCGAGUUCAGCAGCCAGGCCUCAGCCCCGGACAAGUGGCCGGUCGUCUCAUCCUGGAUAUGAUUCAGGCUCCUAAAAGUGGCGCGCCAAAUCUCACCCCCGGACAAGCGGCUGGCCGUCUCAUCUUGGACCUGAUCAAGUCCAAAUCGAGCAUCAAUCGUGGAACUCUACACGUCGUCGAAAAUCGGUUUACCAGCGUAUCUUCAGAUCCUGCUAUCGUGUCUUUUGUUCGCGCCCACGAAACAGAGUCUGAGCAGCCAGCGGGCGGCUCCUCUGCUUUGACGCAAGAGAACUGUUCAUCUUCUGAGAUACUCAGCCAGCAGCACAGAUCCUUUAGUGCACCCACUCGUCCGUCCGCUCCCGUCCGCCGCUUAUAUCGCUUCUCGGGCUUCGCGGGCAACUGGGGCAACUGCACCGAUGCUCUCGGCUUCUUCGCGUGCAAGGCGCCGCACAUCGCUGCUCCCAGCAACGGCGCUCAGACUGACCGCGCCGCAGCAGAGUCGCAGCCGGCUGCGAUGAAAGUCCGUCACCAGCUCAAGUCUUCUAAGAGCGUGAAGAAGAGCUAUGGUGAGAUUGAGAAAGGCAUUGCCGCGACUACGACGGAAGAAGACUCUACGGCGCGGCCAGAUUUUGAUCCUCACUCUGAUCUCCCGAUCGAUCACGUCCACUCGCUCGUCCAGAAGUUCGAAGCACAGCAAGCUACGAUCCCCGAUCCUAAGUUUCUCCACUCCAAGUUCUACCGUUCUCGUACCUCUAGCGGAUCGUUUGGGUCUGAGAUUCUGGGGAACGUGGUGGAAGGCCCUUCUCAACAGGCUAGCGAGCCGAUUGUGUCUGAGAAGGCCGAUGAACCGGAACCUAUUGUCGAUAGACCAUCUGAAACCAUCCAGGAAGAUGACCUUUUUGGCUCUGCGACGGUCUCGACUGGUAUGCAGCUGGUAUUGCGACAUGAGGUCUGCAUGGACAGCGGCAUGGAAACCCUUGAUCCUUGGAGCUACGAACAUUUGCGGUAUCCUCGCCCCCUUGAGUCGACUCAAUCGCAGAUCCAGCCUCGUGUUGUGGUGCCGGACCACAUGGAGAACACUGCGCCUGUAUUCCGUCGAAUGGUGCUUCCUGGUUGGGUAGCGCGUGCUCUCCAGCCUGUGAUCGGGCCAUUCAUCAGCCGCGAGCUAGUCCUAUUGUUUGGAGGUACUCCUGGUCUGCUGUUGCCGCCGUCGGAGUCGUCUGCCAGCCGCGAGCUCAUUCUCUAUCGCCCUGCGUCACGACAGCAGGCUCCGCUCGCGCUUCGUCCGGCACCCUAACCGGUAUCUGCCGGUCAGCUUGUACUAGGGCCAUUGAAGUCGCUCCUCUGUCUUCACCAGAGCUGGUCGGCGCCCGCGGUUUUGUUCUCUACCGAGCAAUCCCAGUGAGACAAGGCUUGCUCGCCCUGCCGGCACCAGUCCGUUUCUCGGUGCGAUCCUGGGUUACUGAAAGAGCAUCCGCUCUUAUUACUCACGCGCGAUAUGCGUGCCGCAAACUUCUCGCCUUUGUAUCUGUUUACUCCUUCGCCUCCCUGGCUUUGUUGGCGCGUUUUGCGCCCACCGUUCUGCGAUACACGGUUCAGACGGUU